Messenger RNA from Daucus carota subsp. sativus, 2603 nucleotides. Its product is annotated as wall-associated receptor kinase 2-like. The coding region runs from base 107 to 2443 and encodes 778 amino acids. Lineage: Eukaryota; Viridiplantae; Streptophyta; Magnoliopsida; Apiales; Apiaceae. Gene Ontology annotation, molecular function: polysaccharide binding; calcium ion binding; ATP binding. The record is from RefSeq and is a predicted model, not a curated record. Gene Ontology annotation, biological process: protein phosphorylation; cell surface receptor signaling pathway. The transcript has 3 exons. Gene Ontology annotation, cellular component: plasma membrane.
UUUGGUGGAUGGCAGGCCAUUAGCUUUCGAGUAUCUUAAAAACAGAGGCAUAUUCAUGUACCAUGCAGCCCUCUCCUGAAUUAGAGUUCUGCAAAAUAGAGAAGAAAUGUACCUGCUCCUUGUUUUGCUUUUUUGUGCUCGGGGACUUGAAGCACAGGCCUCAGGGUCAGGGCAUACUGCUACUAUGGGUACCAACACCAAUCACACCAUUAUGAAGGUUGGAAACUUUACAAAGCCAGGAUGCCCAAGCCAAUGUGGAAACUUGAAAGUACCAUAUCCCUUUGGGAUUAACUCUAAAGGCUCCGGCUGUUCCAGAGAUUCCUUGUUUGAGAUCACCUGCGACCAUUCUACCAAUCCUCCCAAGGCCUUCGUACAAGAUGGUAACAUUCAGAUUUUUGAUAUAUCAGACAGCGAGCUGCGUGUUGAUAAUGUUGUGGCUAAAUAUUGCUAUGAUAAAGGCUCUCUACUUGACAGUUGGAAACCUGCAUCAUAUAAUUUAAGUGGAACUCCAUACACGUUUUCUGACGCAAAUGUGUUCACCGUUGUUGGUUGUGAUGACCGUGGAAACAUCUAUCAGGCUGUAGAUGAUUAUCUACCUAAAGGAUGCGUAACCACAUGCCAUAAUGCGGAGGAAGUUCGUGAAGGCGAGUGUUUAGGCACCGGCUGCUGCCAAGUAUCCGUUAAGGUUCACAAGUACUUUGAUGCCUACCUCGAAAGCUAUAACAACCAUACAAACAGCACCUCGUCUUUUGAUUCGUGCGGCUAUGCUUUUUUGGGUGAAAAAAACAUGUUCAAGUUCCGUGGUCUUGAGGAUCUUAAGGAUACAGCCUUCCAAAAUAAGACCGAGGCUACUGUCCCUGUAGUACUUGACUGGGUGAUUGAUGAAAAUAAAACUUGUGCUCAGGCAGCUCAGGACUCUCAUUCUUUUGCUUGCAGAUAUAACAAUAGCCACUGCAGAGACGCAGGUAAAAGUUCUGGUGGCUACCGGUGUAGCUGUAAUAAAGGUUACGAGGGUAAUCCAUAUCUCAGCCCAGGAUGCCAAGAUAUAGAUGAAUGUGCAGAUUCAACAAAGAACGAUUGUGAGAAGACCUGCAAUAAUAAUAUAGGUAGUUAUACAUGUUCUUGUCCACAUGGUUAUGAGGGUGAUGGCAGGAAAGGUGGCAGUGGUUGCGUUGCUAAAAGCUCCAAGUUCCCCUUGGUCAAGUUCAUCUUAGGUAUGACAUUCGGCUUCACCUCCUUAGUUAUUGCAAUAAAUUGGUUAUUCUGCACCAUCAAGAAGCGAAAGCACACUCAACUGAGAGAAAAGUUUUUCCAACAAAACGGUGGUCUCCUGUUAAUACAGCAAAUCAUUUCAAAGGAGGGCAAUGCUGUUGAGUCCAAAAAAGUUUUCACGGAUGCAGAGCUGAAGAAAGCCACCAACAACUAUGCCGCUGAUAGGAUCCUUGGCCAGGGUGGUUAUGGUGUAGUGUUCAAAGGAAUUUUACCUGAUCAACGUGUAGUUGCUAUUAAAAAGUCUAAAGUAAUGGAUAAGAGUCAAAUCGAUCAAUUUAUCAAUGAGAUGGUGAUUCUCACGCAAGUUAACCACAGAAAUGUAGUUAAACUUCUGGGCUGUUGUUUAGAGUGUGAAGUACCUCUACUGGUUUAUGAGUUUGUCUCAAAUGGUUCCUUAUUCGAUCAUGUCCACGGUAUAGAAGGAGGCAUGUCAUGGUUGUCUUGGGAGAACCGGUUGAGAAUUGCUGCUGAAUCAUCUGGCGCCCUUGCAUAUCUACACUCUGCAGCUUCCAUGCCGGUCAUUCAUAGAGAUGUCAAAUUAGCCAACAUUUUACUGGAUGAUCGUCAUGUGGCCAAAAUUUCAGACUUCGGAGCAUCAAGGCUUGUGCCUCUGGAUAAAAACCAAGUGACAACAUUGGUUCAAGGGACCUUGGGGUACUUGGAUCCCGAAUACUUCCACACAGGCCAGCUGACUGACAAAAGCGAUGUUUAUAGUUUUGGAGUGGUCCUCGCAGAGCUCUUAACAGGAAGAAAACCAAUUUGCGCGGAGAGAUCCCCCAAGGAUGUAAACCUAGCUACAUACUUCAUCACCUCUCUGAAUGAAAAUCGCAUUUUUAAAAUCCUGGAGCCACGAGUGGUGAAAGAAGGGACAGUAGACCAACUCGAAGCAGCUGCACGACUUGUGAAGAGGUGCCUUAGCCUUAUUGGAGAAGAAAGACCUACAAUGAAGGAAGUUACGAUGGAACUCGAAGGUUUAAGAAAUUGUACCAAACAUCCUUGGGCUGAUCAGCGUGGCCACGACGAAAAUGAAAGCUUGAUAAGUAGUAACGAAGCUCCAGUUUCAGAUUUUUCUGAAAUCCAGCUAAGCUCUUCCAAUGAUAUUCUGGAGGACUCGGAACAAAAUAGCUCGGGAACUGCUUGUUUGUUGCUCCCAUCAAGUAGCCCUCGUUGAGACCUCACUGAGAUAGAAAAUCAUAUAUCAUCACGAUUUGCAUAAGUUAUAUAAACAAUAAGUCGACAACGUGCAGUUUACAUGUACAUUAAGCAGACCUGUAGAUGCAUUUGUUAAAAGUUAUUAGUGCAAUUUAAUCUAGUUUGUUGUGUUUGAAUGA